AAACUAAGCGCUGUUUUCCGACUGUGCGCUUCGUAAAUUUCGGCAUGAUUUCAAACGUUUAGUGAUUUUGAUUAGAAAUGCUGGCUAGAAGUUGCAAUAAUGUCGGUCCCUUGGUUUUUCAGAAAAGAAAUAUAGCUGGCCAAAUCGGAAAGCUGGCAUCAAGACUUUUAAAGCUACGCUACCUUGUUGUGGGUGCGGGUGUUGGUGGCUCGUACACGAUAUCUAAGAAAUAUGACGAAUUCAAAGAUUCCUUGUCGAAAAUAACCUUAGAAGACUACCUACCAAUAGAUAGGAUCAACGAAACAAUUCAGCUUUUUAAAGAAUAUGCUGCAUCUAUCGGUGAAUCUGAAACAUCUGGCUCUGGUUUUUUUUCGAGUUUUGAAAAGAAGCUCCAUGUACCAAAUGAACAUGAAGCUGUGAAAGAAGCUCCCUCAUCAUCGCUCGUUUCUGAUACUAAUGAUGAUCUAAAAAAGCCUGUUAAACAAAAGCCCAAGCAAAUUAGUGUUGAAGAAUUGCAAGAAGCUCUUCUGAAGAACGAGUUAGCGUUCCAUAGACGGAUUGAAGCACUGCUUCAGGAGAAUAGGGAGUUGCGCAGUGAACUUCUUCUUAAGUCUCAGAAAUCUUUACAAAAAGGUCGUAUCAACAAAUCUUUGAUUGAUAUGUAUUCAGAAGUAUUGGAUGAACUAUCAGAUUUGGAUUCUGCAUACAAUGCUCAGGACCAAUUACCAAGAGUGGUUGUUGUUGGUGAUCAAAGCUCUGGGAAAACAUCUGUUUUAGAAAUGAUAGUACAGGCUCGGAUAUUUCCAAGAGGCGGUGGAGAGAUGAUGACACGAUCUCCGGUCAAAGUAACUCUUUCUGAGGGCCCAUACCAUGUUGCUUCAUUCAAAGAUGGUUCACGUGAAUACGAUCUCACAAAAGAGUCCGAACUUGCAUCGUUGAGGAAAGAGAUAGAGAUGCGUAUGAAGGCACUUGUUAGUGGUGGUAAAACAGUCAGCACUGACGUCAUUUCCCUAAAUGUGAAAGGGCCUGGGCUUCAGAGGAUGGUUCUUGUUGAUCUACCUGGCAUAAUUUCUACUGUAACAACGGGUAUGCAGUCUGGUACACGUGAAACUAUACAGGAUGUUGCUCGACAAUAUAUGAACAAUCCGAAUGCGAUUAUUUUAUGUGUUCAAGAUGGGAGUAUCGAUGCUGAGCGUAGCAAUGUAACAGAUCUAGUAUCCUCUGUAGAUCCUUCAGGUAAACGAACUAUCUUUGUUUUGACCAAAGUGGAUUUGGCUGAAUCAAAUCUGCGCAGCCCAGACCGUAUCAGACAAAUUCUGGAGGGUAAAUUAUUUCCUAUGAAAGCACUUGGUUAUUUUGCUGUGGUCACAGGAAAAGGUACAAAAGAUGAAAGUAUAGAUAGCAUUAAAGAAUAUGAAGAGAAUUUCUUUCGCCAUUCUCGUCUAUUUAAAGAAGGUACACUUCGUAUGUCGCAGAUGACCACAGCUAAUCUUAGCAAGGCUGUAUCAGAGAGAUUCUGGAAAAUGGUCAAAGAUUCAGUUGAACAACAAGCUGAUACAUAUAGAGCUAUUCGUUAUAAUCUUGAAACAGAAUGGAAAAAUUCGUUUCCUCAUUUACGUGAAAUGGAUCGUGAAGAAUUAUUUGAAAAAGCUCGUAACAAUAUAUUAGAUGACCUAAUAUCAUUAAAUGGUAUCAGCUCCACUGUAUGGGAGAAAAAUAUUCAUUACGAAUUAUGGAACAAACUAAAAGAUUAUAUAUUCACUAAAAUAAUUGAACCCUCACAGCACAUUGACGAUAUAGGAACCUUUCAGACAAACGUUGAUAUUUGGCUUCGUGAUUGGGUUGAAAAUAAUUUACCGAAAGCUUCUAUUGAAAUUGGUUUGCAGACAUUAUACAAUCAACUGGAUAGUAAAUUAAAAACGAUGAAAGAUGUACCUGGUUAUGAUCCAGUAUUUGAUCCAUUAAAAGUGACUGUACAUCAAGAAAUUCGUAAGCGUCAUCACUGGGAUCCUAAAGCUGAAUCCAGAUUGCGUGUCAUACAAUCGAAUGCUUUAGACGAUCAUACUGUACAUACAAAGUCUCAGUGGACCGCUGCUGUAGAUCUAUUAGAACAAGCAGUUAAAGCUCGAUUAAAAGAUGUAAAUCAGUCGAUUACUUCAAGUUUUGGUCCUGGAUGGGUUGAGCAAUGGACUCGUUGGAAAAAACGCACAGCAGAAGAAGAUGCUCGUUUACAAACCGCUCAGGAGAUUGAAAAUUUAUUAAUAUCACUUCCAAAACCAUCCGCUCAUAUUAAUCAAGAUGAUUUAACUACUAUUAGACGUAAUCUUCAAGCUCGUAAUGUUCCUGUGACUGAUAAAGUUAUUUGUGAAACUUGGGAACCUUUAGUUCGACGUUUUUAUCUUGAACGAUCUUUGUUUGUUUGUCAAGAGUGUCGAAAAGGCUUUUACUAUUAUCAGCAUGGUUUUCUGAAUACAUCUUCAUUUAAUAAAUCCUCCAAUACUAAUGAACAUACAUCUAAUGCAGCUGAAAAUUCCCGUUUACGUAAAGAUUCAUUGUCGUCUGAUUUCCCUGAUUGUCGUGAAGUGAUCUUUUUCUCUCGCCUGAAUCGUAUGAUGAAUGCAACUAGUAAUGCGCUUAGACAACAAAUUAUGAAUGAUGAAGCACGUCGUUUGGAACAUUAUGUAAAGCAAGUUUUAAACGAAUUGUCUAAUGAUCCUAUUCGUGUAAAAAAGCUUAUCACUGGCAGGCGUGUACAAUUAGCUGAAGAUUUAAGUCGAACAAGACAUAUUCAAGAGAAAUUAGAAGAGUUCAUUGCAGCUUUAAAAGCAAGCGAAUAACUGUGAUAAUGAUCUUCGUUUCUCUAGAAUUACUUAGUGUCAUGUUAAAAACACUAUGCACACAUGCACAUACAUUUGGUUUCAUUAUGUAAUUACUUUUAUGUUUCUCAUUAUGUACACUUUUUUCCGUUAUAAAAGAUACUUUUCAUGAUUAUUUUAUGUUCAAUGUCCAUUUCAAAAUGUAUAAGUGUUUAUUUAUUGCUCAUAUUGGUUAAGCUGCUAUUUCAAAUAAGUUUCAUUAGUUAAUUGAAUGUUGAGUUUUUUUGUAAUGUAAAAUGAAAAAGAACAAUUACCUAUACUUAAAUGCUAUCUUAUAUGCGUAUCUGUUUGAAUGUGUUUAUUCUUCCAUACUAUACACGCACAUGUUUUCUCACCUGUUUGUUGUUCAAUUAGUUUUUUUGUUUUAAUGUAAUGAUGUUAGUAUCUUCUCGUUUAGAUUAAAGUUAUUGUUCAUGUAAAUCCUACCGAUUAUAAAAUUCAUUUCAAAUUAGAAUAAAAAUAUUUCGUUUUGCUUAUAUAUGUUAAGGGAAUUUGAUUCAAUAAAGAAGUUAUCUUUCAUUAUAUGACACUGUAUUUAUACUGAAUCAAUAAAUAAAUGUUCGAUUCUUGUUUUUGUGGUCGGAAAUCAAGUUUAA
Molecule: messenger RNA, 3472 nt
Organism: Schistosoma curassoni
Lineage: Eukaryota; Metazoa; Platyhelminthes; Trematoda; Strigeidida; Schistosomatidae
Source: the annotation of a GenBank genome assembly